This is a messenger RNA of Phaedon cochleariae (mustard beetle), 2696 nucleotides long. NCBI's taxonomy places the organism in Eukaryota, Metazoa, Arthropoda, Insecta, Coleoptera, Chrysomelidae. The record is from the annotation of a GenBank genome assembly.
AUAAUUUGCCAAGGUAGUUUACCUUGGUAUACCAAAGCCAAAUGUAUAAUCAAUCAAAACCAAGAAAUCCCUGGAAUAAAAAUGUACAGCCAAAGAAACAUUCCCAGAAUAAUAAACCAUUACCAUCUUCAGAAGCCAAAUUCAAGGAAGCACACUCAAAAUUACAAGAAGCUGUUAGAAAACAUGUCAAGGAUUAUGAGUCAUCUUCAGAUGAAGAGGAAUUGGAAUCUGGUUCUUUGAUAGAUGCAAUUCUGAAGAACUAUAAACAUACAGGUGGGGAAAAUGAACAGCUUGGUAAAACAAAAUUGUUUUUGGAGGAAACCUUUUUGUCUGGUGCUUCUACAUGCCUUAUUUGUAUAUCUAGAGUUAAAAGAGAUGAUGAGAUAUGGAAUUGUUCAAGCUGUUUUGGAUUUUUUCACUUGAUGUGCAUCCAAAGAUGGUCGAAAGAUACUCUGACUCAACAGAAACAAGCUCUAGAAGGUCAGAUACUUGUUCAGAAAGCAAAACUAUGUUGGUGUUGCCCAAAAUGCCGCUUUGAAUAUUUCACUGAAGAUGUUCCUACAAAAUAUUUAUGUUUUUGCAAAAAAACUGAGAAGCCAAAGUUUCAUCCUUUCUUGGUACCCCAUUCAUGUGGUGACAUUUGUAGAAAGAACCUCAUCCCCAAUUGUGGACACAGCUGUUUACUCCUUUGUCAUCCAGGACCAUGCCCACCCUGUCCUGUCACCGUAAGUGUUUCAUGCUACUGUGGUGCCCAGGCGCCAAGAACUCAACGGUGCAGCAACAAAGAAUGGUCUUGCAAUGGCAUUUGUGGAAAGGUUUUGGAAUGUCAAAAACAUACUUGUCCCAAUCCGUGUCACCGUGGGGAAUGUAAACCAUGUCCCAAGAAGAGUAUACACAAGUGUGUAUGUAAAUCACAACAGAAAUUGCGGGACUGUGCUAGUCCUGUAUGGCACUGUGAUAAGAUUUGCAAAAAACCACUGGAAUGUGGUAAUCAUAGAUGUGAGGAAGUGUGCCACGAUGGUGUUUGUGAUAUGUGCUCUCUGACAAAACCGAGAACAUGUCCUUGUGGAAAAUCUACCCAUCGGCUACCUUGUACAGUAGAGACACCUUGUUGCCAAGACACGUGUGAAAAAUUACUUGAUUGUGGAGUUCACAAAUGUAACCAGAGAUGUCACAAAGAAAAAUGUGGGCAGUGCCUUGAAACUGUUGAGAAAUUAUGUAGAUGUGGUCUGCAUUCCAAAGAAGUUCAGUGCUUCAAGCCUUAUUUAUGUGAAGUAAAAUGUAAAAGGAUGAAAGAUUGUAACAAGCAUCCUUGCAAUCGGAAGUGUUGUGAUGAGAAUUGUCCGCCCUGUGAAAAGUCAUGUGGUCGUACUUUGAGCUGUGGGAACCACAAGUGUAUUUCAGUAUGUCAUCGUGGACCGUGUUAUCCAUGCAAUCAGACUGAUGAAGUGUCUUGUAGAUGUGGCACAACAAAACUUGUAGUUCCAUGUGGUCGAAAACAUAAGACAAAACCACCAAAAUGCAACAAACUAUGUUUAUUACCACCUGAUUGUCACCACGAUAAGAGAGAAAAUCAUAGAUGCCACUUUGGAGACUGCCCUGCGUGCAGACAAAUUUGUAAUAAAAACAGAACCACGUGCCCCCACGCAUGUCCCUCUUUAUGUCAUUCGGCUGUUCUUGUGAAAAUUGAAGGACAAAAAGCUUCAAUGCCUUGGGAACAAACCAAGCCACAGAUCGAGAGGAAAGCGUUACCUUGUCCAAAUUGUGUUGUAUUGAUGCCUGUAACAUGCUUAGGAGAACAUGAAACAAAUGAUUGGCCCUGCUACUUAGCAAAACCAUCAAGUUGUCAUCGCCCAUGUGGAAGAAUUUUAGAAUGCGGUAAUCACAGUUGCAGUUUGCCUUGUCAUUUUGUUGAAGAAGCACGUGAUGGAACCAAGUCAGGUAUUAAUUGUGAACCGUGCGAGGGUAGCUGCACCAGAGAAAGGCCUGAAGGUUGUCAACAUUUAUGUCCGAAACCCUGUCACCCAGGAACAUGUCCUCCAUGUAAAAAUAUGAUACGCAUAAAAUGUCAUUGUGGCCUCAAUCAGUUAUACGUUACAUGUAACGACUGGCGGGAUGAAGAUAAGAAGAUAGAAAUACAAAGUUGUAGAAAUCAGUGCCCAAAGAAUUAUGAAUGUGGACACAAAUGUAAGGCUAAUUGUCAUCUAGGAGAAUGCCCGAAUGCAGAUUUGUGCAAGAAAAAAGUCAAAAUCACCUGCAAGUGCAAGCGAAUCCGUAAAGAGUUUUCUUGUGAAUCCGUCAGGAAGAAAUUGGCCGUUGUUGAAUGUGAUGAAAUUUGCCUGAAGAAGAAAGAAGAAGACCGCAAAAUAAGAGAAGCCGCCGAAGAACAAAGACGGGUAGAAGAGGAGUUGAAGAAUAAGAAAGAACUUGAAAAGUAUCAGAAAAUGUUCGAAGGAAAAAAGAAACAAAGGGACCGGAGAUCAAUGGAAGAUGAAGAACAAAUUGGUUUUGUUAAGAAAUAUUGGAUAUCGAUGAUUUGCUCAAUAUCAGUUAUAUUAUUAUCAUCAGGAGCUUAUUAUUUAUUGAAUAUGUGAACACAUUGUAAGCACUUAAUAAUUUUUAUCAUAAUGGGGGGUAUUCAUAGGUAUAGGUAGAUAAUGAUGUGACUGUGUAAUAUAUUGUAAUUUAUUAUAUGU